AUGCAGAGAGACCUCGCCGGCACGCUGAUCGCCAUCAGCGGCUGGGCGUGCAUUGGCACCACGAUCACCAACGACUUCUGGAAGACGUCGACGGUUGCGGGCAGCGUGGUGACGGCCAACACCGUCUACGAGAACCUGUGGACCUCGUGCGGCACAGACUCGAUGGGCGUCUCCAACUGUAGGGACUUCGACUCCUUGCUCAACCUGCCCGGCUUCAUCCAGGCGUGCCGGGCCCUCGUCAUCACAUCCAUCAUCCUGGGCUUCUUCGCCAGCCUGCUCGCCUUCCUGGGCAUGCAGUGCACCUCGCUGCUGACCGUCGACGUCGCCACAAAGGGACGCAUCACUUUCGCCGCGGGGGUCAUCUACAUCAUGGAAGGGCUGUCCGAGCUGAUCGCCAUCUCGUGGUACGCCACGCAGGUCGUCAACGAGUUCUUUGACCCGCUCUUCCCGGGCACCAAGUACGAGCUGGGCGAGGCGCUGUACGUGGGCUGGGCAGGCUCGGCGCUCUGCGUGUCGGGGGGCCUCAUCCUGUGCACCGUGUGCUUCACCAACGCUCGCUCCGCCGCGGCCGGGUGA
Molecule: messenger RNA, 576 nt
Organism: Lethenteron reissneri (Far Eastern brook lamprey)
Lineage: Eukaryota; Metazoa; Chordata; Hyperoartia; Petromyzontiformes; Petromyzontidae
Product: claudin-15-like
Cellular component (GO): membrane; bicellular tight junction
Molecular function (GO): structural molecule activity
Source: RefSeq, a predicted model, not a curated record